Molecule: messenger RNA, 2190 nt
Organism: Zygotorulaspora mrakii
Lineage: Eukaryota; Fungi; Ascomycota; Saccharomycetes; Saccharomycetales; Saccharomycetaceae
Gene: LCD1
Product: Lcd1p
Exons: 1
Coding region: 1-2190 (729 amino acids)
Biological process (GO): DNA damage checkpoint signaling
Source: RefSeq, a predicted model, not a curated record
AUGGUACAAUCGAAAGAUGGUUUGAGCUCCGACGAAGAUGAUGAUCUAAUCUUGCAACUUGAAUUACGUUCGGCAAAAACUGCAACCCAAUUACCUGCAAAAUCCGCGCAAACUCUGCAACAACCACCACUGGCUAGCAGCGCCAAGAAUUUCAAAGAUGAGAUGAUCGUGGCUCAAGGUGAGGCAAGCAUGCUACGUGAUAAAAUUUUCUUCCUUCAGAAACAGAUCAAACGUGAAAAUGAGUUGCAAUCGCUCAAAGCUGAAGAGCUUAAUUCUGUUCACCACGAAGAACUUAAAAAGGUCAAACUUGCACUACAAAAUUUAGAAGAUGAAAAGAAAUUUUUACUCCUGGAGGUCAAAAAAGCGAAUUCGUCAACAAGGUCGAGAGGAAAUUCAUCUUUUCCUUAUUCGAAUGCGGAUCGUAGUACAUCAGGAUCUGCCGAUGAGGUAACCGCUACAGAAAAUACGAGAAAUAGAGUCAUAGCUCCAAUAAACAAAAAACGCAAAAUAGAUAACGAGUCUCUCUUGAAACAUUAUGUGACCUUAAAUCCAGGGAAAAUUCCUCGUGACGAGACUAGUGACUUUGUUGAUUAUCUCUUAUUGCAUAAACUUGUUGGCUCUGAGCUGAGUACGAUUGAGAUUCUUCAUAGUUUGGAACUGCGGUAUAUUGCAAAUUUCAAUUUUAAUGGCUUCAAAAUUUCAAGGGGUGACUCUAUAGGGAAAUCUUUGGUUACACUACUGUUGAAGUGUAAGAAAUGUUUAACGCUGGACAAAUUUAUCAACACACUACUGGAAAGCGUAGCAAUUCUCAUCAAGGAAAUCUCAUUGCAUAAACACGAAUCAGAUUUAGCUAUUCCAUUCCUAGUUGUUAUAAUGUACCAGACUAUUUCCUUCAGGCCAAGUGCUGUACAUCCUAUGGCCUUAAAGGAUCUUUUGCAUUUUAUCAGCGACCUGAUAAAGGCCUACCAACAUGUUUUGAAGCAGUCCAUGUUCGAGAACGAUCCCGGGACUUCCGCCGAACCCCAAAUUUUUCAAUACGAGUUGAUAGACUUUCUGACAACACUUUAUUCCUUUGAUACGCUGGAAACUUCUCUCAGAAUACUGAGAUAUCUCCCAUCAGCGGUGCACGAAGAAGUUCUAGAUUCCGACCUCUUGGAGUCUCUGAAACAAAUAUGCAAAUGUGCUCUCACCAUUUCAUAUACGCCUAUCAUGAAUAUAGUUUUCAAUGCAAUAGCGAUUUUAAAUGCAUUGUGCAAUAUGAUGGUGAGUGGUAAAUCAAGCCUUACGAUUAUUGAAAGUCAAUGGUGGAAAAAUUGUAUUCCAAGAUUGUACCACAUACUCAGUCGCGGUGUAAAAAGCGUCAAUAUUCUGUCGGAAAAUGAUGGCAAUGAUUUUUCCUUAUCAAGAUUUCACGAUUGCUUUGGACUGAUUAGAAAUCUUGGUACAAAUUUCAUUGGCAAAUUUAUUUCAAAGCUCAUUUUCAAUGAUAGAUUACAAAGCUUACCAAGAGUAAUUUCAAAGGAUGACAUACCCGAAAGGAAUGAGGAGCCUUUCAAUGUGGACUUGAAGCUUGAGCGAUGGUUCCUACAACUCAAGGAUGAUAGCUUGAAUCUUGUGGAGAAUCUAAUGAUCUUGUAUCCCAAAGAAUCUGGAAUUAUUGAUGGGGAGAUGUUGAUUCAGCUGACAAAAUUGAUGUCUAAGGAACAGGAAAACCUGAUCGAAAGAUACGUCGGACAGGAUUCUGAUAAUCUAUAUUUCAGGUGCCACCUAAUAGAACAUCUAUUAACAAUAAUAUUCUGGUUAUGUACCGAGUACGAAAAGCAGCUAAGCAUUGAUCAUAUUAAAGAGAUUGAAAGCGAAUUGAUAAUGUCUUUAUGGAGAGUUAUUGUUACGGAGGAAAAUAACUCGUUUGAAAACAGCGAAUUAGCAGAUCAUAGUCAGCUUGUUGACAGAUUGCAUCAGUUGGAAUUACAGGAUGAAAUUUCUUACUAUAACGAUGCGCUUGAGGAUAUGCCUGGUUUUAUCAAACAAGAACUUAAGGAAGAAGUCCACGACAGAGCGGCGAAGAUAAUGCAAAUAAAAUACGAUGAAUGUCACCAACAUAUGGCAAGAACAAUUCUAGAGUCUAAAUUUGAGUCGAUGAUUUCGAUGGAAGAUAUUGAUAGUCUAUAUUUUGCGAUGGGGCUCUAG